Manduca sexta (tobacco hornworm) is the source of this 4520-nucleotide messenger RNA. It is a transcript of the gene Cnb, whose product is annotated as centromere-associated protein E. The transcript has 9 exons. Gene Ontology annotation, biological process: mitotic cytokinetic process; centriole replication; centrosome separation. The coding region runs from base 501 to 3260 and encodes 919 amino acids. The record is from RefSeq and is a predicted model, not a curated record. Lineage: Eukaryota; Metazoa; Arthropoda; Insecta; Lepidoptera; Sphingidae. Gene Ontology annotation, cellular component: centriole; centrosome.
AAACCGCCUUGCAAAUGAAAGUUUGGAAGCAGUUUUACGUGUUGCUAGAAGUAAAUUUGAGCCAAAUAUAAAAAAAGAUUGUAAGCACUAUGCAGUGCCACGCUUCAAAUUAAUAAGUUCUUUUUCAAUUUUAAUAAAUUAUUAUCAAUUCUUUAUUGUCUUCAAUUACCUAUACUUCAGCCGGCCGGCCCGCCAUCAGUUUAUGAUUUGCCCGAGUGGCCCCUAGUCUUAAUAAGUCUGUGCAACCAUGGUUUACUGCGUUCGAUAAAAAUUUUCUUGGUUAUUUUAUUUGAGAGACUAUAAUAUUUUUUAGUCUGUGACGCGUGCAUUUGACAUUUGUAAUUUUUAUAAUCUGUGUACAAACAAACUGCCGCUUGUAAUUCGUAAAUAUUACAAAAUAUAAUUGAAAGUUUAACGUUUAAACAGUUUUUUUGUAGAUUUUUUUAUAUUGAUCAUAUAAUGGCUCGAGUGAUACAGUGGAAAACGGAGCGGUGUCUGUGAUGAGUGAGACCGACGACACGGAUGUUCUAUUGUUGAUUCCACCAAACUUCUUCCUGGUACAUAGCUCAGGAUCAGAGGAUUCCAUUCUAGAUUCUUCUAGAACAGUUGUACAUAGACCACUUUCAUGUACAGCACAAGUUUUAGAUAAGUUAGUAAACCAAGUACAAACUUUGGAAACGAGGUUAGAAAGCUUAGAAGUUUCAAGCGAAGUGUCAACUUUGGACACUCGGUCAAGAAAUAAGACUUGGAACAGCACGGAUAGCAUUGACACUCAUAGCAUAGACCGGAAAUGCUUCACAUUUCCGCGCAGAAGGCGCAGAAAGUUUAUUAAACGUGAGAAACAACGAGAUUUGUCACUUACCAGCCUGGAUUCCACCAGUACUCUUGGGACAACAGUUCCACGGCUAAAGUUACAUGAAGACAUUAAUGUAUAUUCUAAACCUAUCAAAAGUGUGGAUUUACAAAGCAUGGAUGGGGAUAUAAGUAGCAUUGUUUCAACUCCAAAUAAAAAAAAUGAUAAACUACUUCUUCACGAAAUAGAUGAGUUUCUGACUAAAGUGGAGGCCUAUGAGAGUCCAGAAUCAAGGUACAAACAUCAAGAUUCAAAUUUAAGCCCUGAAAAUGUGAUCAAAGCUACCGGUGACUAUAUAACAAGUAAAUUGUCAUCUAAAAAUGAUGAUAUUAAGCUACCAAGUGGAAGAACAAUAUCUGGCAAUGUUUUAGAUAAGUAUAUUUAUUUAGUCAAAAACAAUAACCCAACCCAACAAGAUAAACCAUUACAAACACAAAAUACAACUGUAAACGAAUCUCAAACAAAACCUUCUGAAUCUAAAGUUCAUGACAAUAAAGACAUAGACCCAAAGUCCCCUAGUGUCCGUAGAUUGAAUUUCGAAAAGGAUGUGCAACCCACAUCAACUCCAAAAAAGCCCCAGAGUUGCCUAGACACAUUCCGACCUACUUCAAACAAAGUUUAUGAUAGGGCUACAAAAGUUCUGGAACAAUACAAAGCACAGAAUUACAGUCGUAACACCCAGAAUUCAGUAGAUAGCUACACAAUGUCACCAAAAACGGAGUUUAAAUUACCCCAAAUGAGACCAUUUGCAGAGAAUAGAGAGAGCAUGAAACUACUCCAGAAUAAGUUUAUGGACUCUAUUGAUACAGAUCUGUUGAGUUUGAGUGACUUGUGGGGAGAUAACAGAGAGAAGGGAGAUAGAGAAGGAGUCAAACUGGAGGAGGAGAGAUUAAAAAGAGAGCACUGCGAAGCCAUGAUACAGCAGCUACAAAGGAAGAUUCUAGAACAGCAAGAGAAAUUAGCUGUGGCUGUGAAAGUGGAUAAAGCUAAAGAUGCUGCUAUAGCGAAGCUGCGUGAGGCUUGGCUUAAGCUCACAGGCAGCUUGGAUAAGGCUGAAGAGAGGCAUCGAAACGCAUUGGAGAAGAUGAUGCGGGAAGUGGACAACUUCAGGAUGGUUGCCGAUGAUGCACAGAAGAAAACUCGACAUUUCGAAUCAGAGCUAUACAAAGCAUUGGAUCUCGCUCACGAUUACCAAGAGAAAUGUAAGUUACUAGUAUCUGAGAAAAAAGAUUUGCAAGAGAACAUGGAGAAGUCUUUAGCGGCCAAGAACGAAGUAAUCUCCAACAAGGACAAGGAGAUUGAAGUGCUGAAGGAGAACUAUGAAACUGUGAUGCGGCUGAACAAACAGUCAACAGACUGUGUCAAGAAUUUGGAAGAUGCUCUGGAAAAAGAAAAAUCAUCUCACGAAUCAACGAAACAAAAGUCAAAAGAUUUGUACGACAAAGUACAAUCACUAACGGACGAGACGACAAUAAUACUGCAAGAGCGAGACGUGCUGAAAGAGAAGGUGAAUGAGGAGCGAGCGAGAUGCAACAUACUUGAGCGACAGCUCGCUGACAAGCAGAACCAGUGCAGUGACCUGGUGAAGAAAUGCGAUUUUCUCGACAACGAAGUAAAGAACUUACGGAAACAUAUGGAACUGCAAAAGAACGAGCUAAAGUCCCAUUACCAGAAGCAGCUGGAAGACGCUGUCUUAUCCAAGCUGCAGGAGUUCCAGCAGCAACUCGACCUGGCAGAAAAGGACAUGGAGAGUGAAGCCCGGAGCAAAGAGAAUGGCAUUGUCGACAGCUUUAAUAAACAGAUUGUGAGGAUAGAAGAACAGCACAGGUUAGAAGUGAAUGUUUUAGAAGAGAAGCAGAGAGAAGAGAUCAAGCUGUACCGGCUUCAAUUAGCGCAGGCCAGCGAGAAGAUCGGCUUGCUAGAGAGCAAGCUGGAGUCGUACCGGCGCCGGCGCGGCGAGAUGGCCUCGCAGCUGCACGGCGUCAUGCAGGCGCAGUGGACCCAGGCGCUGCGCAUACUCACCAGCGGCCAGCACCACCCCGACACCGCCGUAACUACUCCGCUACCGUCGUUCGUGCCGGAGUCCGUCGCGCCGCGCCGCCACCUCGCCGCCCCCUCCCCCUCCGCGCCGCCCGGCCCCCCCACCGGGCUCACCCAAAGCCUCCCCCACGGCCUCGCGCCGGUCUCACCGCUCAACGUAGACGGACUCACAGAUACAGAAUUACAGCAUUAUGUUAAAAUGUUAUUAACAAAACCGCCGAACUUCGACGGCAGCGGCGACACGUUACCCGCGGACCCGCACCGGGAAUACAACGAGGAGCCCACGAGCGACCGGCCCGACCGACACGACCGGAAGGACAAGGCCAAACGCAGUCUCAACCCGAACAAACCCCCGUGGAAAGCGUAGUUAACGUCUAACAGCCGUUUUCAAUAAACGAUCCCAACCUCAAUCUUCAAUCCGAAUCCAAGAAUGAACCAAUCACAAUUAUUCGUUUGUAAGCAUGUCAAAAAAACUUUGUUCUGAUUGUUCCAUCUUUGAGAUCGGAUAAAGCGAUUGGGAUCGAUUGUUGAAAAUGAUGAUGAAUGGGAUAAAUAAGAAUAUGUAUAUACAGGGUGUAACAGAAUGUGGGUAUCAAUAAUAACUCUAUUAACGCCUUAUUGGAUGAGAUCUGACGGAAAAUUUAAGCUUCUCAACGGUCCAAGAUGUAGUCAUCCACAUAAGUAGAUGAACUAGUUCAAAACUCAAAUCGCCUGAACAUUAUUGUGUUCUUAGCAACAAUAUUUUUUCAUUACGAAAAUAAAAUAAGUAUUAAAAUAAAUAUUAUUUACUUCUUACAAAGAAAAAAUAUCUCAAGUAAACUGAAUGUGUAUCGGCGAUUUGAAGUUUGGACUUUGUUGAACUACUCUGUGUCUGACUACCUGUCUUAUUCUCUGUGCUGUUAAUUAAAUUUCUUGAUAUAGUGCUGCAAAUGAUUAUAAAGUAAUGAAUUAUUACUUAACAACUGUUCCCAGUUAAAUUAAAUUAACAGUAAAAUAUUCUAGAGUUCAUUGAUCUAGUCUGAAAUUUGGCAGUGGUAUAAAUUCACAGUCCACCAAUUACGCCUCGUAAAUUUCUUCAUUCUCACUUUCCUAUUUCUUUCGAGUUAAUUCCAUUUUACAAAAAACGUGCCAUUUUAUAAGGGUUUUAAUGCAAGUUUUUGACCGAAAAGUAUGGAAAUAAAACUAUGUUCUGUGUGUCAUUUCUUAGCUAUGGGAGCUAAUCUGGUUUAUUUUAGUUUCGGUCUGCAACCUGCAUAAAAUAGCUAUAUUUGAACCCGAUUCCCACCGAUAUUUGAAUAGAUUUAGUAUAAAAAAUAUUUCUGUGCUUGUAUGGAAUUAGAGCAUAAUUUAUACAACUUUUAAUUUUGGCGUAAUUUGUGGAUCCACAUUGAAAGUUUGUGUGUUACGUAUUUAGAUAAAGAUUCCUCGAUGUUUACAAGUGUUUAAUAAUGGUAUCAAAUAUUUUUUUCUUUCUAAAAGAUAAUUUUGUACAAUGUAAAGGUGCUUUUAUACGCAUUUUGUACGUAGUUAAAGUUAGUUAUAUUAGUUUUGACAUAUUUAUGAAGUUUCUCGAUUACAUUCCAAUUCACUCCAUGUUUUUAUAUUUAAUAAAAUAUUUGAUGUUAAA